Messenger RNA from Linum tenue, 1922 nucleotides. The record is from the annotation of a GenBank genome assembly. NCBI's taxonomy places the organism in Eukaryota, Viridiplantae, Streptophyta, Magnoliopsida, Malpighiales, Linaceae.
AUAGCUGGAGGCUGGGGCGGAAGGUUCGUUUGAAAAUUGGAAUUUGGAGAGAGCAGGAGAGUCCCAAAACCUAGCCCCCUGCGUUCUGCCGUUCUCCCUUCUCCGUCUCGCCAGAAUCCGGCCGACUUAGCCCUACACGAGACCGCAGGCCGCCGCCUGCGUUCUCCCUUCUCCGUCUUCGCCCGCAUCCCGCAGCAGUGCUUCUACCCGAGUCGGCGACCUCCCACGGCUCCAGCUCCAGCGGCAAUCGACGACCUUCCCUCCGCCUCAGCUUCCGCUCGCGAUUCGCGAAGGAACGAGUCCGCCGGUGACCUCCCUCGGCUCCAGCUCCAGCGGCAUUUGACGACCUCCCUUGGUUUAGUCCGCCUCAGCUCCAGCUCGCGAUUCGCGAAGGACCAGUCCUUGCCGAGCUGCUCUGCCUCCCUGGUUCACUCUGCCUUUCCCUGCCUCCCAGUCGGCCAUUGCCUUCCCCUGCUAGCGAUUCGUGACUCUCUCUUGUAUUCAUUAUUACGGUAGGAAGCAGCUGCGCCUCGCAUUGCUGAAUAAGACCCUGGCUUUCCCUGUUUUAUUCGAUGACGGCAGUAGCGCACAUUUCAUUCGGAUUAUUGCCCAAGGUUACAUUGUUUGGUGAUAGAACGCCAGCAAAAGCUGGAUGCUUUCUACCGAGGCGCCGCUCUUCUUCUCUAGUGGUAUUAGCCAUGUCCACCAGCAGCAACAGCGGUGUCCCAAUCAUGGUAAAUAGCUGUAGUGGAAACAUGGGGAAGGCUGUCAUUAAAGCAGCAGAUUCAGCUGGGCUUCAAAUUCUUCCCUUAUCAUUUGGCUCGGCAGAGGAGUCUGGACAUGUCAUAGAAGUUUGUGGUAGAAGUAUUGAGAUUCAUGGUCCUUCCACACGAGAGGCUGCCCUUGCCUCUACCUACGAUGAACAUCCAAAUAUGAUUGUCGUUGACUAUACAAUUCCUGGUGCAGUGAAUGAUAAUGCGGAGACCUAUUGCAAGGUUGGUGUGCCUUUCGUUAUCGGAACCACAGGUGGAGACAGGGAUAGAUUGUACAAGACUGUUGAGGAUUCAAAAAAUUAUGCUGUGAUAUCCCCUCAAAUGGGGAAACAGGUAGUUGCGUUUCUUGAUGCUAUGGAGACUAUGGCUGAAAGGUCACCUGGUGCUUUUUCUGGCUAUAAGCUUCAGGUGAUGGAGUCUCACCAAGCAGGAAAGUUGGAUGUCUCUGGAACUGCUAAGGCUGUAAUAUCUUGCUUCCAGAAACUGGGAGUGUCAUUCGAUAUGAAUGAUGUACAAUUGAUUAGAGACCCGAACCAACAAGUUGAGAUGGUAGGAGUUCCUGAGGAGUAUCUGUCUGGUCACGCUUUCCACAUGUAUCAUCUGACUUCACCUGAUGAGACAGUUUCCUUUGAGUUUCAACAUAACGUAUGCGGUAGGUCGAUAUAUGCAGAGGGUACUGUUGAUGCCAUCAUCUUCUUGUCAAAGAAGGUUAUGUUGAAGGCAGAGAAGCGGAUCUACAAUAUGAUUGACGUACUGAGAGAGGGUAACAUGAGAUAGACUGUUUGGAUAGUGGAAGGAAUAGUUUAGUUAGUCUCUGAAGUUUUGAUCCGCACCAAUGAAGAACUGAUGUUAACCAACGUUGUAAUGAGGAAAUGCAUCCCCAAGAUUGAAGGCAUGCGCAGAGCUAUUUCAAGCUUGAAGCUGCGGCAGGCAUGGAGGCUAAUGGUGAUUUAGACUUUUAGCAUUACAAAUUCAGAAUCUGGAGUCAAGACAUUUGUUGGAUAUUCUUCUUUGUUUUGGCGAUGGUGAACUUUUCAGGCAAUAAGAUGUUGGAGUGUACAAUAGGAUUGUCAAUUCACAAUGGAGGAAGUCAAGAAACAGUUCGAAUUUUUUAGUAUUUCAGUGCCAAUCAAUCCUUGAUUUUGGGUC